Salvelinus namaycush (lake trout) is the source of this 1449-nucleotide messenger RNA. RefSeq names its product la-related protein 6-like. The coding region runs from base 1 to 1449 and encodes 482 amino acids. Lineage: Eukaryota; Metazoa; Chordata; Actinopteri; Salmoniformes; Salmonidae. Gene Ontology annotation, molecular function: mRNA binding. The transcript is spliced from 4 exons. The record is from RefSeq and is a predicted model, not a curated record. Gene Ontology annotation, biological process: RNA processing. Gene Ontology annotation, cellular component: nucleus.
AUGUCCUCAGCAGCCUGUGUUUCGGAGAACCCAAGGCAAAGCCCUUUCACCCCAGGACGCUACCCAGACAUACCCGUGUCUCCAACUGCCCUCUCUAAAAGCGACACACUGAGUUGCCAGGAUGGGCUCUCCACUAAACUUGCUAGCCAAUCGGCGGAGUCCUCCAGCGUGACAUCAGGGUCAUGUGACCUGAGCAGGCAGAUCGUGUCCCAGUUGGAGUGCUACCUGUCCAAUGAACACCUGGCAGAGGAUGGCUUCCUGCUCAAACACGUCCAGAGGAACAGGAUGGGAUACGUCAGCCUCAAGCUGCUCACCUCCUUCAAAAAGAUGAAGGACCUGACGAGAGACUGGCGCACCACCCUGGCCGCAGCGCUGUGCUCUGAUUCGCUGGAGGUCAACAGGGAAGGGACCAAAGUGAGGCGCAGAGAGCCUCUGCCUGAUUGGCUGUUGAGUGCCCCCAACAGCAAGCUGCUACUAGCCUGGAACCUGCUUGGGGAAAACACCGGAAGUGACAUCACUACCCUCAGCAGCUUGGACCAGCAGAUAGCGCUAGAGAAAGCUCUGAAGCUGUUCAGUGCCCAUGCUGCCGUGGCCUCGCUGCGUAUCCUCCGUCCUGGGAAAGAGCUUCCUGUGGAGCUGAGACGUCAUGCCAGGAGGCAUGCCGAGCUGGGCCGCAGGACGUGUGCUGUGGUGGAGUUUGAGACCCUGGAGGGGGCCAGGUUGGCCUACCGAGCCCUGCAGAGAGGAGGAGCAGAGGGGGCCGUGGUUUGUGUCGCCAGCCUGGGCAGCCCUGGCUCGUCCCACCCCACCAACCGGACGGCGGAGAAGGAGGGUGAGGAGGACCCCAAGCCAGAUGGAGGCCCCGAGGUGACUAAGGUGUCCCAGAAAAAUCCCAAGGUGAAAUCUAGAUGUUUCACCAACAGCUCCCUGAAGGAUCCAGUCCUGUCUAGAUGUUUCAUAAACAACUCUAUGAAGGAUCCGGAACUACUGAAGAGCUUAGAGUCUGACCCUGCCCCGGCCAAGGCCACAGUCCCAACCCUGGGUUCAGCCCCAGCCAGGCUUUCAUGCAGAAGGAUCCAGCGCCAUAAGUCCCUGGACAGCCCCCUGGGCCUGGAGGGUCAUUGCCAAACAUCACAAAGUGAUAGGCCCUCCUCCUCGGACAGCCAUGCGUCCCGCGUCCCCCUGGUCCUGUCUAAGCUCCGGGACUCAAGGUCUGGAGGUGUGGGAAGGAGCAGGUGCUCUGGGGACCAUGCACAGGAGAAGGUGUCUUGCCCCUGGGUACAGCGCCAGAAUGUGGCUGCUAGCGCGGCCCUACUCCACCCGGAGACCCCGGGCAAGCUUCGGAGACAGACUCUGCCCCUGAGGGUGGUGCGUCUGCCCCAAGGACCCUACGGUACCAAGGGCUUCUAUGGAGGCAGGGGGAGAGGGAAGCUACCUCAGCAGCAGUAA